CAGACCCCCACCUUGUGGCUGUCCAUCUCGUCCAGGGCUCCGGCCUCGUCCUAUCUUCAGUCACAGCCAUGGCUCCAAUGCUGGCUCUGAACCUCCUUCUCCUGGUCCUGACUUUCUGCAUCCCCUCGACCCAAGGCAGCGAUGGAGGGGGUCAGGACUGCUGCCUCAAUUACAGCCAGAUGAAGAUUCCCUACAGUGUUGUGCGUGGCUACCGGAAGCAAGAACCCAGCUUGGGCUGCCCCAUCCCCGCUAUCCUGUUCUCACCGCGAAAGCGCUCUCAGGCAGAGCUGUGUGCAGACCCUAAGGAGGACUGGGUGCAAAAGCUGAUGAAACGCCUGGAUAAGCCACAAGCCCAGAGGAAACAAGCCCAGCCCUGUAGGAAAAACAGGGCCUCCAAAUCUGGAAAGAAAGGCAAAGUUCCCAGAGCUUGCAAGAGGACUGAAGAGACACAGACCCCCAAAGGCCCAUAGUCCCAUGACCAGCCUGGAGCCCAGAACUUGGACCCCUAGGCUGAGGGGCUAAAGGGGGCUAAAAAGAACUGAGGAGCUCCAGAGCAACUACAUCCCAUUGGCCUUAUUACACCCCUUUUCUCCUGCUUGAACCAGCCCACCUGCGUUCCCACUGCCACCUAGCAUGCUGAGCCACCAAGUCCAGAGAGGAAGGAGAUGUUGCCCAGAGAAUAAGGGAGGAGACAGCAGGCCCCUGGGGAGGUCCCACAGGAUCCAGAGAGACUCCCCACUGCACCCCACCUUUCCCUUGAAAAUGUUCCUUUCAACCUAACUGAAUAAAGACCGGUUCCAACCUUAAUCCAAA
This is a messenger RNA of Perognathus longimembris pacificus (Pacific pocket mouse), 813 nucleotides long. It is a transcript of the gene Ccl21, whose product is annotated as C-C motif chemokine ligand 21. Gene Ontology annotation, cellular component: extracellular region. The record is from RefSeq and is a predicted model, not a curated record. NCBI's taxonomy places the organism in Eukaryota, Metazoa, Chordata, Mammalia, Rodentia, Heteromyidae. The coding region runs from base 69 to 470 and encodes 133 amino acids. Gene Ontology annotation, biological process: G protein-coupled receptor signaling pathway; lymphocyte chemotaxis; cellular response to tumor necrosis factor. Gene Ontology annotation, molecular function: CCR chemokine receptor binding; chemokine activity. The transcript has 4 exons.